Erinaceus europaeus (western European hedgehog) is the source of this 657-nucleotide messenger RNA. RefSeq names its product large ribosomal subunit protein eL15-like. Gene Ontology annotation, biological process: cytoplasmic translation. Lineage: Eukaryota; Metazoa; Chordata; Mammalia; Eulipotyphla; Erinaceidae. The record is from RefSeq and is a predicted model, not a curated record. Gene Ontology annotation, cellular component: cytosolic large ribosomal subunit; ribosome. Gene Ontology annotation, molecular function: structural constituent of ribosome; RNA binding.
UCGGGGUGAGCCAAGAUGGGUGCGUACAAGUACAUCCCGGAGCUCUGGAGGAAGAAGCAGUCAGACGUGAAGCGCUCGCUGCUGGUGCCGUGCUGGCAAUACCGCCAGCUGUCGGGCUGGACGGGACGCCCGCCCCACCGCAGGCUGGGCUACAAGGCCAAGCAAGGUUACGUCAUAUAUCGGAUUCGUGUCCUCCGUGGUGGCCGCAAACGCCCAGUUCCCAAGGGUGCGACCUAUGGCAAGCCCGUCCAUCAUGGCGUCACCCAGCUGAAGUUUGCGCGGAGCCUUCAGUCUGUUGCUGAGGAGCGAGCUGGACGCCACUGUGGGGCUCUGAGAGUCCUGAAUUCUUACUGGGUGGGUGAAGACUCCACAUACAAGUUCUUUGAGGUUAUCCUCAUUGAUCCAUUCCAUAAAGCUAUCAGAAGAAAUCCUGACACCCAAUGGAUCACCAAACCAGUCCACAAGCACAGGGAGAUGCGGGGGCUGACAUCCACAGGGCGCAAGAGCCGUGGCCUUGGAAAAGGCCACAAGUUCCACCACACCAUUGGUGGUUCUUUCCGUGCAGCUUGGAGAAGGCGCAAUACUCUCCAGCUCCAUCGUUACCGCUAAUAAGUUUGUUUGUUUUAAAAAAAAUUACCUAAUAAAAAAUUUAGGACA